Melitaea cinxia (Glanville fritillary) is the source of this 1638-nucleotide messenger RNA. RefSeq names its product uridine 5'-monophosphate synthase-like. The coding region runs from base 1 to 642 and encodes 213 amino acids. Gene Ontology annotation, molecular function: orotate phosphoribosyltransferase activity; orotidine-5'-phosphate decarboxylase activity. The record is from RefSeq and is a predicted model, not a curated record. Lineage: Eukaryota; Metazoa; Arthropoda; Insecta; Lepidoptera; Nymphalidae. Gene Ontology annotation, biological process: pyrimidine nucleobase biosynthetic process; UMP biosynthetic process. The transcript is spliced from 2 exons.
AUGGUCUGCACGGUGAAAGAGCUGGCUGUAAGGUUGUUCGACGUGGGAGCGGUGCGCUUCGGAGACAUCGAAGCGAUGGUCGGUCGCCGGACACCCAUAUACUUCGACCUAAGAAUCGUCGUGUCACAUCCCAAGAUUAUGAUGGCGAUCGCAGAGCAGUUACAAAUCUUAGCUUCAGAAAUAGAUCACGACAUCCUGUGUGGCGUGCCCUACGCCGCACUUCCCUUCGCCACCGUGAUGUCUAUCAAUACGAACACGCCGAUGAUCAUGAAAAGGAAAGAAACAAAACUUUACGCAACUAAAAAAAUUAUUGAAGGAGUUUUUGAGAAGAAUCAAAAGUGCCUCCUUGUUGAAGAUGUGGUGACAUCUGGCGGCACAUUGCAAGAAACUAUUCAAACUCUGCGCAACGAAGGAUUAUCCGUGACGAAUGCCGUAGUAGUUCUUGACAGAGAACAAGGUGGCGCUAGUGUGUUGAAAGCAAAUGGCGUCCAUAUGAAAUCCAUUUUUACGAUGUCCGAAUUAGUGAAAAUAUUGAGAGAUGCCGGCAGAAUCAAUGAUGAAACGGUCGAAACUGUAAUUGAACACAUAAAACAAUACCAAUUUGGCAUGAAGGAUAAUUUCGAGCAAAUUUCUUUACAAUAAAUGGUGCCAGUCGCCUAAUAGGUAGUAUAAUUACAAAUUAAUCAAAUUAUUUAUAAAAUGCAUUGUAUAAUUAUGCUUAUGUACUUAUUAAAUUAGGUAUAAUUCCUUUACCAUUUUUGGGCAAGUAAUGAAAUGAAUUUGCUUUAAAUAGUAGUAACUAUAAUUCACUUGUUACCUAACCUUUGUUUUAUCAUUUUAUAUACACAUUAUUAGCGAGUGUAAAAGGUAGAUUAUAAAUUGCCGAUAACAAUUUACCAGGAAUGCUUUUAAGAUAACUUAUUUCAAAUGUGACGCAGUUUAUCAAUUAGUUAUAUUGAUUCAGUCUAGGGAAUAAUUUAGAACCAAGCUUGAUCGUAGUUUCGCAGGAAAUGCCGGCGGCAUAUCCCGUUGCAUUCCAAUAACGGGAACGGUCAACAAAACCAGUUCGUUUAUUUAAACUAGUGGUCGCCUAGAGGUCGAAAUUCGACCAUAAUUAAAAAUUUAAAUUUUAAAAAAAAAACGAAAAAAUAAUAAAAAUAAUGCCUUCUUUAAUUUUUCAAUUUGACUGCAGACUGACAACAAAAAGAGUAUUAAGCGUGUGUGAGUCAAAUACAUACAUGUUAGUGUGUGUAAUGUUUUUUAUUGAUUUAAUACAUUUUUAUGCACUUUUAAAAAAAUAGCAUUCUACACUAUAUAAAACUGUAAGUGUACGAAAGUUUAUACUCUCCGUCCGCAGAUUUUUCGUAAAGGGGUACAAAGCUUAUGCUUUGCGUGUUAUAAUAAUAUAAAGAAUAUUUAAAUGCUUCAAUAAUAUAACUACGUCAAGUUUCAAAUUACAUGGCAAAUGUAAUAUUUUUUAAAUUGUAACUUUUAUUGGUUUUUGAAUACCUACUUUUCGUUAUUUUAUAAAUCGUUAUAUUAUAUCAAAUUAUAACAUUUCAUACUGUUGUUCUAGAUUUAUUUAGUUCAUACAAUUUAUUGUUAUUUAUUAAGGAAUAAAACAACAUAAUAAAAUAA